AUGGCGGCCAUCACUACCACAGCCACUGAGACGACGACCAUCAAGGCCAGAGGUGCUGAACAGUCUCUCGAGCCCGUCUACCCGGAUGUCAACACCAUCCGCAAGGCCAUCCCGGCCCACUGCUUCCAGCCCUCGGCCCUGAGGUCGCUGUCGUACGUCUUCCGGGACCUGUGCCUGGCCGCUGGACUCGGCUACGCGGCGCUGACCUACAUCCCGGCGCUCGACAAUGUCUACUACCGCGCCGCCGCCUGGGCCACCUACGGCUUCGCCCAGGGCCUGGUCGGCACCGGCAUCUGGAUCCUGGCCCACGAGUGCGGCCACGGCGCCUUCUCCCUGCACCGCAGCCUCAACGACGUCGUCGGCUGGGUCCUGCACAGCCUGCUGAUGGUGCCCUACUUCUCGUGGAAGUUCAGUCACGCCCGCCACCACAUGUACACCGGCCACAUGGAGCGCGACAUGGCCUUCGUGCCCGCCACCAAGGAGAUCCACGAGCACAAGGUCGCCCGCCUGUCAUGGCUGGGCAUCGACCCGGAGAUGGUUGAGGACGCCCCCAUCGUCAACUUCGUCAAGCUCAUGGCCCACCAGCUCUUCGCCUGGCAGACGUACCUGCUGUUCAACAUCUCGGCCGGCCCCAAGUCGCUGCAGCGCAAGGGCGCCUGGUGGCGCCUGAGCCACUUCGAGCCCACCGGCGCCGUCUUCCGGCCCCAGGAGGCCCUGUACGUGCUCAUCACCGACAUUGGUUUGGCACUCGUCGGUUACGCCCUGUACGCCGCCGCCCAGCAAAUCGGUGGCUGGACCACCUUCCUGCUGUACGGUGUCCCCUACUUCUGGGUCCACCACUGGCUCAUCGCCAUCACCUACCUCCACCACAACCACCCCGACGUCAAGCACUUCGACGCCGAGGGCUGGACCUUUGUCAAGGGCGCUCUGGCCACCAUCGACCGUGACUUUGGCUGGAUUGACCGCCACCUGUUCCACGGCAUCAUCGGCACCCACGUCGUGCACCACCUGUUUGCUCGUAUCCCCUUCUACUACGCCGAGGAGGCCACCGAGGCUAUCAAGCCCGUCGUCGGCGACCUGUACCACCGCGACGAGCGCUCCUUCUACGGCCAGCUGUGGUCCGUCUUCAACAACUGCAAGUACGUAGAGAAGGACCCUAAGAUGCCGGGCGUCAUGCGAUGGCACAAGGGUGCCUAA
Molecule: messenger RNA, 1197 nt
Organism: Neoarthrinium moseri
Lineage: Eukaryota; Fungi; Ascomycota; Sordariomycetes; Amphisphaeriales; Apiosporaceae
Exons: 3
Coding region: 1-1197 (398 amino acids)
Biological process (GO): lipid metabolic process
Molecular function (GO): oxidoreductase activity
Source: RefSeq, a predicted model, not a curated record